Penicillium vulpinum is the source of this 2151-nucleotide messenger RNA. Its product is annotated as CCCH zinc finger and RRM domain protein. Bases 1 to 2151 code for a protein of 716 amino acids. Gene Ontology annotation, cellular component: nucleus. The record is from RefSeq and is a predicted model, not a curated record. Gene Ontology annotation, biological process: mRNA processing. The transcript has 5 exons. NCBI's taxonomy places the organism in Eukaryota, Fungi, Ascomycota, Eurotiomycetes, Eurotiales, Aspergillaceae. Gene Ontology annotation, molecular function: RNA binding; metal ion binding.
AUGCAGUUCACUGAUGAGGAGGCCGCUGAUGUAAAGAAAUGGGUGGUCAAAAAGCUGGAAGACAUCUCUGAUGCGGACUCUGAUGUACUUGCAGACUAUGUUUUGGCGCUAGUUAGGUCCGAUGCGCCAGCCGAGGAAAUCAAAAAGGUCUCAGUCGAAAACCUGGAGGAUUUCCUGCGCGAACACACCCAGCCAUUCGUUACUGAGCUCUUUACAACCUUCGGUCCCAAACAACCCGCGCCUCCUACGCCCGCACCUGCACCCCAGCCGCAGCGCCAGCCCCAACCAGCUGCUCACAUCCCCUCGUCGCAACCUCCUGAGAAUGCCCCGAGCGGCCCGAGAGCUGCUGUCACUCCUGGCAGUGCCAAUCGCAAACGUACUUUCAAUGAGGGAUUCCAAGGGGAGCCGGAGCAGGAUGAUGGUGGGUUCCAGAAUCGCGCUAUGAAGACUGCACGCCGUGGCGCGCGCGGAGGUGGUCGCGGUGACUUCAUGGGUGGACAUCAGAUGCAACAGGGUCAAAUGUUCUCUCCGCAGCAAAUGGGCCAGCAAUUCUCUCCACAUCAACAGGGCCAACAGUUCCCUCCACAGCAGCCCGGUGGUUUCCCCAUGAUGACCGGUUUCCAGCCCUUCGACCCAAAUGAUCCUAUGGCAGCAAUGAUGGCUAUGCAGAGUAUGCAGGGUAUGGGAUUCCCGCCGAUGCCGGGCAUGCCUAUGCCUGGAAUGCCUGGUCAGCCAGGAAUCGAUCAGAUUCCACAAAGCACCCAGCGAUGUCCGUUCUAUGAUACCCAAGGUAUUUGUUACCUAGGAAAUACUUGCCCCUAUCAACACGGUGAUGGCGGUGCCUCGAAAGAUGAUGAAUAUGAUCCCAAGACUGCGGGUACACAUGCGCAGCGGGGCGGUGCUCACAUGCGCGGCGAUCGUGGCCGCGGCCGUGGUCGCGGUGGAUUUAGCGGACGAGGACGCGGCCGGUCCGAUUUCUCAUCGGCAGGACCUAAUGAGGACCAGUCCGUUACGACAAUUGUUGUUGAGCAGAUUCCCGAUGACAAGUUCAAUGAGGAGUCUGUGCGCGAGUUCUUCUCUGAGUUCGGCAGCAUUACUGAGGUCACCUUGCAACCCUACAAAAAGGUGGCUUUGGUCAAAUAUGAAACUUUCCCUGAAGCCAAGGCCGCGUGGUCCAGCCCCAAGGUCAUCUUCGAUAACCGUUUCGUGAAGGUUUACUGGUACAAACCGAAUCGCGAGGAACAUCAGGGCAGCGCACAGCCUGAGACCCCAGUCUUCAACCAAGAAGAAUUUGAGAAGCAACAACAAGAAGCACAGAGGGUGCAUGAGGAGAAAAUGAAAAAGCGACAAGAGACCGAAGCAGCCAAGCAGGCUCUAGAGCGCCAACGCGAUGAACUUAUCAAGAAACAACAAGAGGAGCGGGCCCGUCUCAUGCAGCGGAUUGGAGUCACAGCAGACACAAGCAAUGCCACCGGUACUGGAGACGCCAUGGCCACCGAGCCUGCUGCUGAUGAGAAUAUCAGUGAGGAGACGAAAAAGCUACGGGCUCAGCUAGCUGCCCUCGAAGCCGAGGCCAAGAGCCUUGGUCUCGACCCUUCUGCUGACCCUUCUGCACGGGGUGGAUACCGGGGCCGUGGUGGAUUCCGUGGCCGAGGCACAUACCGAGGACGUGGCGCUUAUGAUCCCAACUUCCGCGGAGGAUAUCGUGGGCGCGGUGGAUUUGCCCCUCGGGGACGAGGAGGUGUGCUGCGUCUGGAUAACCGACCUCGACGAGUCGCCGUAUCGGGCGUUGAACUCAACUCAGACAAGGACGAAGCAUUGCGUCAGCACCUGAUGGGCGUUGGCGAAUAUGAAUCUAUUGAAGCACACCCAGACCAGCCCAACACCGUUGUGGUGGCAUUCAAAGAGCGCUUCCAGGCCGAGAAGCUCAUGUUCUCCCCCUGGAACAUCCCCUCUGUGGGCGAGGUCCAGCUUACCUGGGUGGCCAACCCGCCCAUUACACUUCCUACUGCUGGAUCAACGGAAUUCAAGGGUGGUAUUGGACAGGACGAACCAGAAGACACUAUCAUGUCGUCUACCUCGGUGGGCAACCCCGCUCCUGCACGGGAUAUGGACUAUGACGUUGCGGAGGAUGACAGCUGGGGCGCUUAA